GACCGGCAUUGGGAUAUAUAUGUAUUGGUGUGUAUUUAAAUAUUAUAUACAUGUAGUAAAUAUUCAAAGAAUAUGUAGCAAAGGAGGUAAAAGUGCGUAAAGGAUCAAACCAUUGAAAAAUUUAAAGAUAGACGAAGUAAUUUCCGUUAAAGCUCGUAAAAAUAAAUCUGAAUAUAUGUACCUGUCAUAUUACAACUAUGAUGAGCCACUUGAUUAUGCCGAAGAGGAGUAUGAUACCAUAUUGGAGGAAAAUCAGUCAAUUAAUUCGUGGGCAAACAUUUGUGAAAGCUGCAUUAUACCAUCCACUAUGCAAAUUAUAUGGUACAUGGCAGUUUUAAUUGGUUUUAGUCUCUUAUGCCGCAUGGCAUUUGUAUUUUGCUAUUACCUCCCAAACAAAAAGGAGUGGCUUUUACAUCUAAUUUCUAUAUCAGCGGGAUGCGGUAUGUUAAUUGUAGCUGUGGGCACUAAUUCAUUUUUUAUUAUAUUUUUUGCGAUUAUUUCGUAUUCGAUUAUUCAUUUAGUAAAUUUGUUUUCACCUUUUAGAAAAAAUAUUGGUGUCAUUAUGGUAAUAUGUACAAUUUUGACACAGCUUUGCUCUGAGCAAAUAUGGAAACAUCAAAUAGCUUGGCAAAUGAUUAAGGGAUCCAUCAUGGUUGUGAAUAUGAAGAUUAUAUCUAUAGCUUUCGAAAUGGAGCAAACAGUAUUGAAAAAUCAGCGCGUUAUAAUUGUUCCUAAUGUAUUUUCCUUUUUUGGUUAUAUUUUUACGCCUGCAAAUUUAAUCGUUGGCCCAUGGGUUCCAUACAGUUCUUAUUUGUAUAGCAUUCGCUUGAAUCCAAUACAUCAAUUUCGUAUGCGAAGAGUGAUGUGGUGCGGUUUUUGCUGUUUGCUUUCGCUUGGUUUUAUCAAUUUGUCGAAUUGCAUUGUACCAUAUUUGAUUUCAGAUCCUCCGCUAAUUUGGGUACGAAUAUUUCGUGAUGCAUUUGCGGUUCGCUGUAGCCAUUACUUCGUCAGUUUUUUGUCGCAAGCUUCCAUUACCGCUGGUGGUCUGUGUCUUGAUAAGGACGAUAAACCGAAUAAGUGGUUGGGUUACAUGGUCACACAGCCUAUACAUAUCGAAUUCCCUAGGUCACUGAGUUCAGUGGUACGAGCAUGGAAUAUACCCAUGCAUAAAUUUCUAAAAGAAUUUAUAUUUCGGGGAAUUUAUAAACGGUUUAAAAGUCAUUUUGUUGCAAUUUUUGUAACAUAUUUAGUUUCAUCACUUUUGCAUGGCCAGUAUUUGAAAAUAUACUUAGCGUUAUUUUCACUGGCAAUAUUUGGUUUUGUAGAAAGCAAACUACGAAAAAAGAUUUCUAUCGCUUUUAAUGCGUGUGUUACUACAGAAGCUUGCCAAAAGCCAUGUCGUUUUAAAUACUGCCCCAGUAAAGGUUGGCGAAGCGAUGGCGCACUAUUAGUAAAACUGACGAAUAUUUUAUUUUCAUUGGUGACAAUUUUCCAUUUAGCAUACAUAGGUGCAAUGAUGGAAUCUAUAGCUGACGAAGAUAAUGAUUUUGCCGACAAUUUAAAUGUAUGGUCGACAGUAAAUUUUAUUAAUCAUUGGUUAGUGUUGCUUACAUAUGCUCUUUGUUUAGUUAUAUAACCAAUAGUGUAAUUUGGCAUUAAAUGUAAGACGCUAAGUUAAUUUAUUUAUAGUUUUGGAAAUAAAUAAAACACUUCGUGUAAUUAUAUGAAUUAAAA
Bactrocera neohumeralis is the source of this 1734-nucleotide messenger RNA. RefSeq names its product protein-serine O-palmitoleoyltransferase porcupine (gene por). Lineage: Eukaryota; Metazoa; Arthropoda; Insecta; Diptera; Tephritidae. Gene Ontology annotation, molecular function: Wnt-protein binding; palmitoleoyltransferase activity. The record is from RefSeq and is a predicted model, not a curated record. Bases 176 to 1636 code for a protein of 486 amino acids. Gene Ontology annotation, biological process: protein palmitoylation; Wnt protein secretion; canonical Wnt signaling pathway. Gene Ontology annotation, cellular component: endoplasmic reticulum; membrane. The transcript has 2 exons.